GGCGAUGAUCACAGGCAAGGACCUUAACCAGACUACAGAUGGAGCCACCGCUCCUGCUGAUUCAAUCACAGACAUCCCUAGAAAUUUGCUAGCGAAUGAGCGGGACGGCGCAUGCGCUGUAACAAUUGCGCGGAGACAGGCGGUUGGAGGUUUCAUCCCCUCUGCAGUUAUGGGACGAAGGAAGUCUAAACGGAAGCCGCCCCCCAAGAAGAAGAUGACAGGCACCUUGGAGACUCAGUUUACCUGCCCUUUCUGCAACCACGAGAAGUCUUGUGAUGUGAAAAUGGACCGUGCUCGAAACACUGGAGUCAUCUCCUGUACCGUGUGCCUAGAGGAAUUCCAGACACCCAUCACAUGUAUCCUUGGGAAAUUGGCUCAUUCUUGGGGAAUGAGAGAAAUGGGUGGGAGUCGGGCUGUCCUGACCUGCCUGGGGGCUGGUGACCGGAAACAGUGAACAUGGUCACUCCUGCAGCCCUGGCCUUGUGGCCAUCUAGGGAAAUUGAUAUCGGCUACUGGUUUAACACUGAGCGACAAGGCAUAGGGCAGGGGUCCAAUGGACCCCAUCAUAGCAGAGAUGUGCCUGACAAGGGGCUUCAUUGCCACAAAUUAUCCUUGACCCUGCUCCAGACCUGUCAGAACCCGUGGAUGUGUACAGCGACUGGAUAGACGCCUGCGAGGCAGCCAAUCAGUAGCGAUGUCACGGACCUGCUCCCCCGAAGCCCCCACUCUGGCUACUGAUCCAGAGACAUUCCUGGGCUCCAGGGUGUAGGUCCAGCGCCGGGCCAGCCCUCCCUCUGUGUGUGUGGAGUGGUGUGAAUGAGUAUCUGCACACGUGGCUGCAGAUGUGACUGCAGGGGUGGAGAAGAGUGAUUGCUGUGUCUCACCAUGCAGUCCAGGAUUCCUCACAGAACCCUAUGCCUCAAGUGACUGAAAGCCUUCGAGUGCUCCCUUCUCCAGCCCACUGUCUUCUCCGGUGACGGUCCCUGACAUCCCAAGCCGGGAAUAGCUGUAGGACCUCCAAUCACCUCAGCCACCUCACCAGCACCUUGCCCUUGAGGAACUGGACUUUCUCUCCUUCCCAGCCUCCUAGUGCUUGUGGUCUACUCAGGUCCCUUGACUGGGAUUUGCUGGGGCACACCAUUUUUCUUGUUUGCCUUUGUAGAAAAGGUGUAGGGGCUUAUUUGGAAUACAGCUGUCCCUCAUGAGCCUGUCAAUAAAGCAGCCAGUGUGUA
Molecule: messenger RNA, 1232 nt
Organism: Rattus norvegicus (Norway rat)
Lineage: Eukaryota; Metazoa; Chordata; Mammalia; Rodentia; Muridae
Source: RefSeq, a predicted model, not a curated record